AACUCCUUUUUAAAAGACGUGGAUUGUUGACAGUUAUUUGUGAUGUCAAAUUGUCAAACCGGAUAUGGCGGUAUCGCGGUCUUUCGUGAUUGGUGCAGCUUUUGGAUCGCGGUAUUUAUCCGUAUGGAAUAACCAACGUCAAUAUUUCAAACGAAACUCAAGUGCAGAGGCAAGAGACAAAAACGGCGAGAACAAGCUUUACGGAUGCAUAUCAGUGUCUAUGGGCGAAACACUGGGCCAUCUCCAGAAUUCCACACUCAUCGGUUGACAAUUACCUCCCCAUAUUCCCUCCCUGUGUCACCUCUCCUAGCUGUCAAAAUUUGUCAACCUCAAAACAUCACCUGAAAAUUUAAUUCUUCCAACUGUCAGUGUAAGAAUAUGCAUGAUACUUCAGAGCGUCGGUUUGAGAUAGAGUGUAAGUUAGAGGCGGAGGUUGGAGGACUAGCCACAUUGAAGGCUGAGAUUGAUCGCAGCAAACGUGUUACUGGAGGUAUUGUCGGAAUACUUUCUUCCUUGGAACAACGUCUUGCUAGAUUACAGCGUACAAUAUUACCAGUGUAUACAGAGACCGGAAACCUUCAACGUCAACAGCAUGAUAUAGAAAAAACCCUGACUAUACUUGAUCACGCCAUUGGUUACUAUGGAGUAUGUCGGGAGGUGGAAUCCGCCGUUCGCAGUGGCCCUACUGGUGCUGGAGGGCUAGAUGCUUUUUUGGAUGCGAUGAAUCGUUUGCACAAUGCACAGAGAUACUUCCAAAAGAAUAAUCCCAGUUCUGUUGAAUUGGAAAAUGUAUCAACCAUGUUUACAGUUGGUUCAGAAGCAUUGUACGCUGAGUUUAAGGAUAUUUUGGCUAGACAAAGCAAGCCAGUACUACCGAUCAUUCUACUAGACCUAAUAACGUCAGAUGAGGAUACCAGUGGAGCUGAAGAUGCAUAUCAUUCUUUAUGCCAACUUCCUGAAAGCGCACUUGAUGAUUUAGUCAAAAUAGCAAACUGGUUAGAGGAAAGAGGCUAUCGAAAACAUGGCCAAAUAUAUGCUUCAGUUAGGUCUGCAAUAGUUCUUAGAUCUCUUCAACUUUUAAAAGAGCAUCAAAGGAGCGCCAGUGGUGGAAGUAUUCAUGCUACUAGUCCCAUGCCGAGGGCUAAAUUUGCAAGUCGUCACUCCUCAGUCACACAGGAAACUGCGGGCCGAAAAGCGUCGCGAAGGUUGCAGCACGUCUUGGAGAAAAAGGCAAGCAAAAUGUUGUUCAAAGCAUCACAAACAACAGGAUUAGGGCUCUCUUUACAAUCAUCUCGGAGAUCUCAACCUCAGCUCUCGAGCUCCAUAGCAGAAGAUGCUGCACCUGACGAGCAGGAAAUGGAUAAUUAUUUGCUGCUAGCUGCUGGUCUCCAUAAGCUAAUGCAGGCUGAGCGAUCUCUUCUUGCUAGAAUUCUUCCUCAAUCACUGCGACCACAAGUACUUGAAGCGACCGUGCGGGACGCUAUGGACUUGGUAGCACAUGAUGGGGAAAGCAUUGCUACCCGUGCUAAAAGGUGCAUUGUCAGACGCGACUUCUCCGCUGUCCUGGUCGUCUUUCCCAUCCUCAAACACCUUGGCGAGCUCAAACCUGAUUUGGAGAGAACUGUUGAAGGCUGUGACUUUGCCCUUAGGUCCAAAUUUGCUUCUGUACUCAACACAUUGAACUCCACGGGCGCUAAAGCAUUGGAAGAUUUUGCUGAAAGCGUUCGAAACGACUCGGGAGCCACACUGCCCAAAGAUGGAACAGUUGCCGAAAGUACUAGCAAUGUUCUCGUGUUUUUGGAACACCUGGCUGAGUGUGCUGACACGGCUGGUGCCGUUUUAGUCCGUACCACUGGCACAGAUUCGUCUUACGGUAAUACAACGGUUUCAUCACCUCAGCAAGCAGAGGAUAAUCACAGAAUGUUACUCGGUGUCUAUAUAAAAAAGGUUUUGGCACAGCUGAAUUUGGCUCUGGUUAACAGGAGUGACACGUCAUAUUCCGAUGGAGCAUUGCGGAUGCUUUUUCGUCUAAACAAUCACAACUAUGUAAUCAAUGCGCUGCGACGUAGCUCUCUCAUGGAAUUACUGCUAUUAGCUGAACCCUCCGCUGAGAGAACAUACGAGGAUUUAUUGGCAAAAGAUAAAGUAAAUUACGUCACUGCAACAUUUGCUAAGGCUAUGAUUUUUCUUGAAUUAUCCGAAGAACUUGAAUUGGGAUCAAAGGUGAUAAAAGAGCGAUUCGUUGGGUUUACGAGGGAGUUAGACGAGGCCGCAAAGAGUCAGCGUUCAUACUCCGUUCCAGACCCUCGUCUUCGAGAGGAACUGCGUCAAGCUUUGAGACAUUCUUUGCUCCCUCUCUACACUGUUUUCCACAACAAAUAUCGUGGAACAUCAUUUUCAAAAAAUCCAGCAAAGCAUGCCAAAUACACACCUGAUCAAGUUUCAUCUUUAAUUGGGAUGUUCUUCGAUGCUGCAGCGUAAAUAUUAAAUUGCGAUGUAAUGAAGAAUUGUUGGAGGUAUCUACUUCAAGUGCUCUAGUUGUAAUUAUUCCGAAAUAGCUUCCAAUAUUGCGGUUGCAGAUUUAGCUGUGACAUAUCGGUAUUAAAGGAAAAUGUAAAUUGAGUGUAGAACAAUAUAAUAAACACCCAUUUAAUAAAGCCAAUUUAGUUACAA
Athalia rosae (coleseed sawfly) is the source of this 2673-nucleotide messenger RNA. RefSeq names its product exocyst complex component 7 (gene Exo70). The record is from RefSeq and is a predicted model, not a curated record. Gene Ontology annotation, cellular component: exocyst. Gene Ontology annotation, molecular function: phosphatidylinositol-4,5-bisphosphate binding. The coding region runs from base 379 to 2481 and encodes 700 amino acids. Lineage: Eukaryota; Metazoa; Arthropoda; Insecta; Hymenoptera; Athaliidae. Gene Ontology annotation, biological process: exocytosis. The transcript is spliced from 6 exons.